This is a messenger RNA of Gadus chalcogrammus (walleye pollock), 458 nucleotides long. RefSeq names its product claudin-like protein ZF-A89. Gene Ontology annotation, biological process: bicellular tight junction assembly; cell adhesion. The annotation marks the transcript as partial. Gene Ontology annotation, cellular component: plasma membrane; bicellular tight junction. The transcript has a single exon. Gene Ontology annotation, molecular function: structural molecule activity. The record is from RefSeq and is a predicted model, not a curated record. NCBI's taxonomy places the organism in Eukaryota, Metazoa, Chordata, Actinopteri, Gadiformes, Gadidae.
GAGUGCACCACGUGCGUGGGCGACCCGGCCGCCAAGGCCAGGGUGGGCCUGGCGGCGGGGGGGCUGUUUGUGCUGAGCGGGGCCCUGUGCUUGGGCACGGUGUGCUGGCCCACCCACACCAUCAUCAAGGACUUCUACGACCCCAUGGUGCCCGACGCCCAGAGGAGGGAGCUGGGGGCCUGCCUGUACGUGGGCUGGGGGGCGUCCGGGCUGCUCCUGGUGGGGGGGGUGCUGCUCUGCUGCCGCUGCCCCUGCGGGGGAGACCCCUACCACGGAGGGAGAUACGCCCCGCCCAGGUCCACCGUCCCAGGGAAGGAGUUUGUGUGAGCUCACACGUCUGGGGCUCAAGGUCACGGGCUACUGUGAAGUAACUUUCAUUUUAUUUUUUGCUUGGAAUAAUGUUUUGAUUUGUCGACGCACUUAAAACGUAAUAACUGUACAACCAUUGUAUUUUUAUA